This is a messenger RNA of Sinocyclocheilus anshuiensis, 2287 nucleotides long. RefSeq lists its product as uncharacterized. The record is from RefSeq and is a predicted model, not a curated record. Lineage: Eukaryota; Metazoa; Chordata; Actinopteri; Cypriniformes; Cyprinidae. The coding region runs from base 126 to 2174 and encodes 682 amino acids. The transcript is spliced from 16 exons.
GAUGUUCAGGAGUUCGGGACGUUGUCUAUCCAAAAUAUCCAAGUUACUGAGAAACCAGCGAUAAUAAGAGUGAAGGGAGAGCGUUGUGAAGGCAAACACACAUCAGGAGCCCGAGCACGGCCGUGAUGAAGCUGGAUCUGAGCUGCAGUGUUUGGGUCCUGGCCGUCGGUUUGCUGCCGUUGGUCCAAAUUACUGCCGGAUCCAUUUUGGGUGCAGCUGUUAAUAUCGAACUGCUUGAUCAGGACAGAUCCCAGCCGGUCAGGGCUCAUUACAGCGUGGUGUCCAGUUUGCCCUGUCCGUCCCUGGAUGAGCUGUGUAACGGAGGAGACUGUGUGGAUCAGCUCAGCUCCUCUCCUCUGACAGGGGCUUUACCUUCACCAGGCUGGUGUCUUCAUGAGUGGCAGAAAAACAUUCCUAAACACCACACGUCUGCUCUUCAGCUUGGAUCCGAUAGAGCCGUGCCACUAUAUUCAAGAGCAGAUCUGUCUGUCAGAGCCGACACUAACCGUGUUAACCAGCCUCCGUUUGUGGCUCUUCCCCCUCCAGUCAGGCUACAAGCUGCUUGUCCUCAGCAAAUCCCGGUGAAUGUGAUGGAUUUGGAUGGAGAUGAGAUUCGCUGUCGUUAUAAGAAGACUGACCUUGGUGAAUUUCUGCAGCUUAAUGAAGAGACGUGUACACUGCUGUAUGAAGGUGGAGCGCAUUUGGGUCAAUAUUCAGUACAGAUCAUGGUGGAGGAUUUUCCUCCAUCUCUGAAGAACCAGAUUCGCAGCGAGGCUUUCUCCACUGUAUCGGUGCAUCUCCUAAUAACAGUUGAAAGCGGAGCCGGCUGCUCAGUCGUGCCGGAGUUCACAGGUGUCAGUCCAGCAGGAGGCGCUGUGAUCCACGUACUACCCUUUGAGGAGGUCCAUGUCAACAUUACAGUGGACUCAAGAGUACAGAGUGUGUCUGAAAUUGCUGUGACUGGUCCACCGGGCCUCUUCAUAUCACAAAUGGAAAUAGGCCAGAAUUUCCAGAGCUCCGUCACGCUGUCCUGGGUCAGAGGUCCGAAUCCGUUCACCCAUCUGCUGUCUGUUUGUUUCGCUGCAAAUACUCCGAGCCUGCAGUCUAACGUCAGGUGCAUAUGGCUUCAACAAACGCAAACAGACCCUUUGCCACCCGGAACAGAGUUGAAAUGUAAGGAGCGCGAGCUUCAGAUGUCUCUAGUGCUGCCCAUUACCUUCCUGGAGAAUCUGCAUUUCUCUGCUCUCCAGCUGAAUGAUCCGACCUGCCCAGUGUUUUAUAACUCGACCCACGUCACCGCCACCUUCCCUCUGACGGGCUGCGGAACCAAGAGGAUGCAUUUAGGAUCAGAAUUGGUGUACACCAACACUUUACGCAGCAUCAAUCCCAACACCACUAUAAGCCGUGUGGCCACUCUCAUCCUGCCACUCGCCUGCCGGAUUCCCGGUCAACAAGCUAAAGGUCCAGCUUUUAAGAUCUCCAUUCCUGAAGAAGUGAAGACAUUUGGUGUAGUGUCUUUCUGGCUCGAGUUCCACCCUCCAGGAGAGGGUCCUAUGGCCGCCGAAACGCGUCUGCCGCGUUUGCGCGGUUCACCGCCAGUGCGCGAGGCUCGAGAGCUACGUGCUACACGCAAGAUGGACAAGCUGGACCUGCAUGUGUUUUCGAACUGCUCUUUGGCUCGUGCUGAGCUCAUGGUGGGCCGCUGUGUUGAGUCGGAAACAGAAAACUUUAAAAAUACAAGGCCUCUGCUGAACCAGGGCUGUGCAUCUGGAAAUGGAACCUUGGAGAUCUUGAUAUCAAAUUCAACUGUUCGGAUUUUCCGCUUAUAUCUUGGUUCUUUGGGUAUAAAGGGAGACACGAUGUAUGUUGAGUGUGUAGUGCACCUUUGUGUUACUACCAAACAAACCGACAGGUGUUUGGAUCCAUGUACGGAAACACCGGACCUGACGAUAGUAGACAGCAUUCUGACCCGCAGCUACACUGUGCGCUCAGGGCCUGUUCCUCUCAUUAAAGUUACAGAAACCACUACAACUGCUAAACCAACCCAAACCACUAAUCCAGUCACUCAGCCUUCCACCAGCCAGGUCACAACAGCCUCUGCCUCUCACGCUGUGGAUACAGGUGCAUUCUGGAUAAUCACAGUGUCAUUGUGUGUGCUCAUGCUUCUCCCAUGAACUGUUACUACGCAUUGGAGAACUUUGUAGAGCAGUUCAUCGCUGACUAAUCAAAACAUCUUUUCUUUUUUCUUAACCACCAUUACAAUGUUUCUUUAUAUAUCCUUUAAUCA